Molecule: messenger RNA, 1092 nt
Organism: Lolium rigidum
Lineage: Eukaryota; Viridiplantae; Streptophyta; Magnoliopsida; Poales; Poaceae
Product: BTB/POZ and MATH domain-containing protein 2-like
Exons: 1
Coding region: 1-1092 (363 amino acids)
Biological process (GO): protein ubiquitination
Molecular function (GO): protein binding
Source: RefSeq, a predicted model, not a curated record
AUGGGGCUAAUCAUGUCGUCUUCCGUCGACAACGUCUUCAGCGGCGGCGCGUCUUCGCCGACUGAGUCGGCCAUCGUCGCACCUCCGGCCGUCUGCGGGUCGCACGUCGUCAAGAUCGCCGGCUACUCCCGCACCAAGGGGCUCGGCAACGGCAAAUACAUCUGCUCCGAGACGUUUGACAUCGGAGGCCACCGCUGGUGUAUGCGGUACUACCCCGACGGUAUAGGGGAAUAUGACACCGAUUGGAUAUCGAUGUAUCUGCGUCUCGACCACAGCAAUGCCGAUGAAGUAAGAGCAGGAUACAAAUUUAGUUUGCUUGACCAAGAUGGCCAACCAGUACCGUCGUACAGCUUACGCAGCGGCGAGAUCCGCCUCUUCGCCAACACUGGAACUGAAUGGGGCUUCGCUAAAUUCAUCGAAAGGAAAGUCUUGGAAAAAAACCCUAGCCUAAGAGAUGAUGCUUUCAGCAUCAGGUGCGAUGUCGCGGUGAUGAAGGACACAUUCACGGAGCCUAUGCCACAGUCUUUGGUGGUGGUGCCACCGUCCAACAUGCACCAGCAUCUUGGCCAACUACUUUUGGCAGGCAAGGCGGCCGAUGUUACUUUUGAGGUUGCUGAUGACACAUUCCCUGCACACAGGUGCAUACUCGCCGCUCGGUCAUCGGUCUUCGAGGCAGAGCUCCUUGGUCCGAUGAAGGAGAGCAUUGCAUCCCGUGUCCGGAUCGACGACAUGGAGGCCAACGUGUUCAAGGCCCUUCUCCACUUCAUCUACACCGACUCCCUGCCAAAGAUGGAUGAGGAUAUCACCGCAACAAUGUGUCAGCAUCUUCUUGUAGCGGCGGACAGAUAUAACAUUGAGAGGCUAAAGCUGACCUGCGAAGAGAAGCUGUGUAACCACAUCUACCACAGAACGGUCGCGACUACGUUGACCCUGGCCGAACAGCAUGGUUGCACCGAGCUCAAGAGGGCAUGCUUCCGGUUCCUCACUUCUCCAGGCAAUUUAAAGGCUGUCAUGGCAUCCGAAGGCUAUCAGCACCUUAGAAGCAGUUGCCCCUCUGUUAUAGAGGAGCUGCUCACCAAGCUUGCUCCGUAA